Mixia osmundae IAM 14324 is the source of this 1881-nucleotide messenger RNA. RefSeq lists its product as uncharacterized. NCBI's taxonomy places the organism in Eukaryota, Fungi, Basidiomycota, Mixiomycetes, Mixiales, Mixiaceae. The record is from RefSeq and is a predicted model, not a curated record. Gene Ontology annotation, biological process: RNA polymerase I preinitiation complex assembly; nucleolar large rRNA transcription by RNA polymerase I. Gene Ontology annotation, molecular function: RNA polymerase I core promoter sequence-specific DNA binding. Bases 1 to 1854 code for a protein of 617 amino acids. The transcript has 8 exons. Gene Ontology annotation, cellular component: RNA polymerase I core factor complex; RNA polymerase transcription factor SL1 complex.
AUGAGCCGCCGACGACCCCGAUGCACCGAGUGCGGUUCACGCUCCUGGUCCAGACUGCCCGCGGGCGGAUACGUCUGCGAAGAGGGCCACCGCCAGCUUGCAUGUCCCCACACCAUCUCAUCCAAGCUCAAGCAGGGCAUCCGGGAUGAGAUAGCCGACGUGGACGAAGGAAAGGCGUACGCCGGUGCAGUCUCGCAUUCUCAGAGGCGCACAAAAAGGGUCAAACAUGUCGAUGAGCGACGACGUCUCAACAAGGCAGAGAGACGCUACGUCCUGCUGCAGGCUAUGCAGACCAUUCUCAGGCAUCAGACUGCCGCUCUGAUCGCCGGCUGGAACUUGCCAGCCGUUUUCGAGGAUAUCGUACGAGACAUCUGGGCUAUCGUAGUGGACAGUCAUCUGGUCAUGCCAGACGAGUUUUGGUCCGAUCGCCAGGCCGCAGAACUCGUCAUCGGCCAGCCAACCCUGCCUCAUCUCUCGCUCAACGAGCAUCUCUCUGACCUCGCGAGUGAUUCGGAGCUCGAGAGCUCUUCUACAGACGAGCUCUCUGACCACUCGAGCUCGAGAGAAGCGGGGCAAGCGCCUUCCAACAACCAAAGCGCCGAUAAAGCCUCUCUUGUCCCGCUCAAGCCGAGCCAAUUACUUAUCAUACUCUACCUUGCUUGCCAAUUUUUGCGCGUCCCCUGCUUCUUCGCUGACCUCUUGCGCCUCGCAAAGACUGAACAGAUCCCAUGGAACAGCGCCCUCGGCUUACUGCCAGAAGCUAUCUUGCGUGAUCUCCCAACGAUCUACCAGGCCCGAUACCUCGCAGAUACUCGCUCGAUCGAGCUGCAUCUGCUGCACCCCAACAAGGCUUGCUACGCUCGACCUACCCGAGAUCUCAUAUCGGACACGACCUUGAUCGCACAGCAAAUGGCCGCCAAAAGCAUCGAUCUUCCACCCAUCAACAUGCCUCCUCUGCUACGACGGCUUGUCGAGCAUCUCGCCCUACCUCCCAUCGCCUAUCAGAUUGUCAAACAGCUCAUCGCGAGACUCGAUCUCCCACUCGUCUGGGAUACUAGCGAGCUGCAGCGUCGUCACACCAACCCAUCCGAGCUUCAGUCAGAAUCAGGCGCUGGGCGUCCUGGCUUACGCUGGCAUCUCGUAUUCGGGCUGUCGGCGGCACAGUCUCUCGUGCGGUGUCCGGACGUCCUUCUGGCUGCUCUCGUCGUUUCUGCGGCAAAGGUCAUCUACGGACUGGACGGUCAGGUACGCCUGCACGACCUCGAGGGCGGGAGGGACCUGCUCGCAUUGCCAAGCCAUUCGAGAUGGAUAUCCGCCUUACGGAAGCUUGAUCGCCUGCCUAGCCGCCACGCUAUUGAUGCGCUUUGGCAGAAAGAUAUCACGGAGCUCUCGGAUGGCGAGAUCGACGCUUAUGUGGCUUUUUGUGACAUUCAUCUUGGGAAUCGACAGAGUGGCAGUCGCAUUCGGAAUGGAGCUACAAGGCUAUUCGAAGAGGAUCAUGCAUCCGGUAGCGCUCACACUGUGCAGCGACAUCUCGAAGCGAGUGAAAAGAGACUCGGCGACAUCGCAAGCGACCUAUAUGCCGGCGAGACAGCGCCACCGACGGGCGCCGCGCUUCCGCGUGGCAGCAUCCGGACCCAUAACCACCGGCGAGAGGAACCUGUGCAUGCGGACCUGGAACUGGUCUGCAAGCGCGUUGGCGGUCUGAUCGGAACAGAGACGGGUGAGAUGGUCGAGGUCGUGGCUAUGGUAGAAUGCGGUUUGGGCCCUGACCUCGUGCAGGAAGAGCAAAGUGAGAGGCUUCGCGGGAAGUUCAACCUCAACAGGACUACUGGCACAGGCGGCACGGCUUGACAGUGGGGCUAUUCAUGCAACGGAGUA